This is a messenger RNA of Engraulis encrasicolus (European anchovy), 1051 nucleotides long. RefSeq names its product BLOC-1 related complex subunit 5 (gene borcs5). Gene Ontology annotation, biological process: organelle transport along microtubule; positive regulation of anterograde synaptic vesicle transport; lysosome localization. Gene Ontology annotation, cellular component: synaptic vesicle membrane; cytoplasmic side of lysosomal membrane; BORC complex. Bases 218 to 802 code for a protein of 194 amino acids. Lineage: Eukaryota; Metazoa; Chordata; Actinopteri; Clupeiformes; Engraulidae. The record is from RefSeq and is a predicted model, not a curated record. The transcript has 6 exons.
UUAACUUUUUAAGUUUUUUUUCAUAAACAAAGAUGAUCAUUUUUAGUUGCCUUGAAACUUAAACUAACCAAAAUAUAUAGACAUAGAUAAGUGUGGACUGAGGAACGUCAAUUGGGCAUUGGUUAGCCAUUCCCAGACCAGAGGACGGAUAGCUGUACCCAAGAUCUCCGACUAAUGAAGCCUACUCUCUUUUGAUCCCUGAAACUGGUGUUCCACAAUGGGAGCUGAACAGAGUGGUGAUGCGGAGCACAAGCACACAGACAGUGUGGUAUCCUCCUCUCCUGCGAAGCAAAGAGCCAAAAUGGAUGACAUUGUGAUAGUUGCUCAAGGAACUCAAACAUUACGUAAUAUUCACAAUGAUCCAGAUGUCAUCAAACUGCAAGAAAUUCCAACUUUCCAGCCACUUCUUAAAGGUGUCCUUAGUGGCCAAACCUCUCCCAGUACCGUUUGUGUAGAGAAGUUGGAUUCGGUUCAUGUGCUACAGCUCUGUGUACGUUACCAGAACCACCUCCACCAAUGUGCUGAGGCAGUGGCAUUUGACCAGAAUGCUCUCGUCAAAAGAAUUAAAGAGAUGGAUCUAUCGGUUGAAGCCUUGUUCAGCAUCAUGCAGGACCGCCAGAAGCGAUAUGCGAAGUAUGCAGAACAGAUUCAGAAGGUGAAUGAGAUGUCCAUGAUUCUUCGCCGCAUCCAAAUGGGCAUCGAUCAGACUGUACCUCUGAUGGAGCGACUCAACAAUCUGCUUCCCGAGAGUGAGCGACUGGAGCCUUUCAGCAUGAAGCAAGACACUGGGAUAAAGCACUGACUUCUCACUCCUCAAGCGUUGUUACAAUUAAAAGCUCCACAGGUUUAAUUUCAAUGUUGGUCUACUAGGCUUCAUCAAGCAACAUUACAAUACAAAUGGCCACCUUUGCAUCAGACCGCACCUUCACUAGGUCCCCUGAAAAUAUAACUUAAUUGUAUUGCAAAUGUAAUUUCUAAGAUUUCUUUACAAAACAUGUCAUAUUUCAUGUGAAACUGCAUAACAUUAAAAUUAUAUUGGGGGGCCGGAUAA